Molecule: messenger RNA, 558 nt
Organism: Hordeum vulgare subsp. vulgare (domesticated barley)
Lineage: Eukaryota; Viridiplantae; Streptophyta; Magnoliopsida; Poales; Poaceae
Product: putative clathrin assembly protein At2g01600
Exons: 6
Coding region: 1-558 (185 amino acids)
Biological process (GO): vesicle budding from membrane; clathrin-dependent endocytosis; clathrin coat assembly
Cellular component (GO): clathrin-coated vesicle; clathrin-coated pit
Molecular function (GO): 1-phosphatidylinositol binding; phosphatidylinositol-4,5-bisphosphate binding; clathrin heavy chain binding
Source: RefSeq, a predicted model, not a curated record
AUGAGUUUAUCCCCCGGCCUCUGCAUCAGCUUGCACUCUAAAAAGACAAAAUCCAGAAAUCUUUCAGAAUCUUAUAAGCAGUCAAUUGAUUUUCGCCAUCCCUUCUCUUGUAACGUACAGGUACCACUAAAGACACUUGUAGUGGUUCAUAGGCUUCUACGAGAGGGGGACCCUACAUUUCGGGAAGAGCUUCUUAAUUUUACACAAAGGGGGCGUAUUCUGCAGCUCUCAAACUUCAAGGAUGACUCCAGUCCAAUUGCUUGGGACUGUUCCGCAUGGGUUCGCACAUAUGGUCAGUUUUUGGAGGAAAGAUUGGAAUGCUUCAGGAUCCUGAAAUAUGAUGUUGAGGCUGAGCGUUUAUCCAAACAAGGUCAAGGUCCUGAAAAGGGACAUAGUAGAACCAGAGACCUAGAUUCCCAGGAUCUGUUAGAGCAGUUGCCAGCUUUGAAGCAGUUACUGUAUCGGCUUGUUGGAUGUCGCCCAGAAGGAGCUGCGAAUAAUAACUACUUGGUGCAAUAUGCUCUAGCUUUGCCAAUUUGUGCUCUUCAACCUAUCUAA